Molecule: messenger RNA, 2860 nt
Organism: Corapipo altera (White-ruffed manakin)
Lineage: Eukaryota; Metazoa; Chordata; Aves; Passeriformes; Pipridae
Gene: ZBTB37
Product: zinc finger and BTB domain containing 37
Exons: 4
Coding region: 1149-2660 (503 amino acids)
Biological process (GO): regulation of transcription by RNA polymerase II
Molecular function (GO): RNA polymerase II cis-regulatory region sequence-specific DNA binding; DNA-binding transcription factor activity, RNA polymerase II-specific; protein binding
Source: RefSeq, a predicted model, not a curated record
GAUUGUUGGGGUGUCUGUGCAGGGCCAGGAGUUGGACUCGAUAGUCCUUGUGGGUCCCUUCCAACGCAGCAAAUUCUGUGAAGUUGCCCAGUCCUGGUAGAUCUGAGCCCAAAAGCUGAGUUUUCAGUCCCUCUGUGCAGCCCCCAGUGUCUGACAAGGGCCAUUCACAGUGAUUACCACCUGCUGUGGGGGAUCUGCCCCUGUCUUUUCCCUGAUGAAGUGAGAAUUUCUGUUUUCAGGAGCUGCCUCACGCAGGGAAAGGCAUUUGCUGAGAUAAGUAAAGGCCAAGUCCGAGCUGGUGACACUUUAGAUUGCAUUGAAAGCUGCUGAGUGUCCCAAUGUGUGCCCUGUGCUGACGCUCAGCCCCGAGGGAAAGGUGUGUGCAGGUGAUGGACUUCCCAGGGAAGACAGAAAUUGGGAUGUUAUUGCUGAAGUGCAGAAGCUGAUGAGAGACCCCCUACCUGUGGGCACAGAAAUCACCCUGACAGGGGAGUUUGAACCAAACCCACAGAUCCUCUGCAGCCUCUGAGGAUGUUCCCCAAAGUGUAUAAAACACAAAGUGCCUCAUGAAAUGCAGUUUCCCCCAUUCUGAGGUGGGCAAAGCUCCAGGGGUCUUUUCUUCCUGCCAUAAAGGGCUGAUGGAUUUUCCCUACUUUUGGAGCAGGAGCUCACAGAUAAUUUUUUGGGCUCCCCUGGGAGCAGCUACCCUCAGAGCAGGGCCGUACCCAGCCAGUUGAGGUCUGAUUGCUGUUUUUACCCUUCCCUUCCUGUACCUCCCAAGCUCAGCCUCUGCCACUACCUCGUCUCCCUGGGUGCUUGUGGUUUGUUUCACCCUUGCCUUUGCUUCCCUACCUUAAGGGAAUGCUCCGGGGCUUAUUGCUUUAGGAACAGGUGUUUUGGGAAGGUGGCAAACCAGGAAUGACAAAGCCUGACAUCCGUGGCCAUGCUUGAGAGCACACAAUUCCUCCGUGCUUCAUUUUUCCUUUCUUUUUUUAACCUCUCAAGGGGAAGGGGGCAACAAGCUUCCAAACCUUCUCACUACAUCAGAAGGAAAAAGGAGAACAAGAAGGCAGUACCCUCACUUCCUCCCCCCCUGCAUGUAACUCACAGCGCUCCAGCGCAGUCGUGCACCUGCAACCGGGACAGCCAUGGAGAAGAGCGGGAACAUUCAGCUGGAGAUUCCUGACUUCAGUAACUCUGUCCUGAGCCACCUGAACCAGCUGCGCAUGCAGGGCCGGCUGUGCGACAUCGUGGUCAACGUGCAGGGCCAGGCGUUCCGCGCACACAAGGUGGUGCUGGCGGCCAGCUCGCCCUACUUCCGCGACCACAUGUCCCUCAACGAGAUGAGCACCGUGUCCAUCUCUGUCAUCAAGAACCCUUCUGUCUUCGAGCAGCUCCUCUCCUUCUGCUACACUGGAAGGAUCUGCCUGCAGCUGGCCGACAUCAUCAGCUACCUAACAGCCGCCAGCUUCCUGCAGAUGCAGCACAUCAUAGACAAGUGCACGCAGAUCCUUGAGGGGAUUCACUUCAAAAUCAAUGUUGCAGAGGUGGAGGCGGAGUUGAGCCAGACCAGGACGAAGCAUCAAGAGAGACCGCCUGAGUCUCACCGGGUGACACCGACCCUGAACCGUUCCCUGAGCCCGCACCACAACACCCCGAAGGGGAGCCGCCUGGGCCAGGUGAGCACAGUGCUGGACAUCCGGGAGCUCAGCCCGCCCGAGGAGUCCACCAGCCCCCAGAUCAUCGAGCAGAGCUCGGAUGUGGAAGGCAGGGAGCCCAUCCUGCGGAUUAACAGGGCGGGACAGUGGUACGUGGAGACGGGGAUGGGAGAGCGCGGGGCCCGGAGCGACGACGACGUGCGGGUGCUGGGCGGAGUGCGCAUCAAAACCGAGAACCUGGAGGAGUGGCUGGGGGCAGAGCACCAGCCUUCGGGAGAGGACGGGAGCAGCGCCGAGGAGGUCACGGCCAUGGUGAUCGACACCACGGGCCAUGGAGCGCUGGGCCAGGACGCCUAUGCCCUGGGCUCCUCCGGGGCCAAAGUGGUCAGGCCAACCAGCACUGAGAUCGACAGAUUUAGCCCUUCUGGCAGCAUGGUUGCUGUGACUGAGCGGUACAGAUCAAAAAGCGAGUCUCCCGGGCGGAUGGAUGAGCCCAAGCAGCCCAGUUCCCAGGGGGAGGAAUCAGCCAUGCUUGGAGUGAGUGGUUACGUGGAGUAUCUGCGGGAGCAGGAGGUUUCCGAGCGCUGGUUCCGGUACAACCCGCGGCUCACGUGUAUUUACUGCGCCAAAUCCUUCAACCAGAAGGGCAGCCUGGACCGGCACAUGCGGCUCCACAUGGGCAUCACCCCCUUUGUGUGCCGCAUGUGUGGGAAGAAGUACACCCGCAAGGAUCAGCUGGAAUAUCACAUCCGCAAGCACACGGGCAACAAGCCCUUCCACUGCCACGUCUGCGGCAAAAGCUUCCCUUUCCAGGCCAUCCUCAACCAGCACUUUCGCAAGAACCACCCUGGCUGUUUGCCUCUGGAGGGGCCCCACAGCAUCUCCCCCGAGACCACAGUCACGUCCCGGGGGCAGGCGGAGGAGGAGUCCCCUCCGCAGGAGGAGGCUGUGGCUGUGGGGGAGACAGCACAGGGAUCUGUGUCCACCACUGGGCCGGAUUGAAACACGACUGCGGAGUCCGGGGAGAAAGGACCGUCUUCCCUUUCUUGGCUCUCCAGAGUCAGCACCAACCUGGCAGGCUGGUACUGUAAUUAGUGCAAUGCCACCACUGGACAGAAAGAAGCUCCCAAGAUGUUGCCAAAAUAGAAAAAUCUCUUCUCUCUCUCUCUGUCUCUCACUCUCUCUGUCUCUCUCUCUGUCUC